AUGGCACCACUUCGACGAUACCUACGGAUUACAAAGCAUUCUGUUCUCGAGGUUCGCAUCUAUCUUGACCGACCCGCUGAUGCUGAGGCAUGGCUGUUGAAGCGCGACGACCCAGCACUACCACGCGUCAUUGAGGCUAUACGACCGCUUGUACUGCCCAAGCUCCGAGAGGAAAACGAGCGGGGUAGAGGCCGAGGUAGUGCCAAAUCUAAAAAGAAGGGAGUAAAGGACGUCGUCGUCGAAGGUAAGCUGCAUGGAAGUUUGAUAUCUCUUACUCAGACGGCUAACCUCACGUCAGAUGAUUUCGAGGUUUCCAUCUUUUUGACGGACCUAUCCUCCCGGCACUCCGUUCUGACCAAGCAAAAGAUCUUCAAAGACAAGGCCCGCAUCCAAAGCAAUUCCGGGAAACUCACCAACUGGCUGACAAGUGGAACUAGCGAUCAGCCUGUCGUUAUCAACGAAGAUGGCGCAGAUCCGAUCGUUAUCAGAGAAGAAGACGAUGACGAGCCCAUCAAUCUUGCUGACAUCCCGGCAGCUGACCAACCUGGGAAACAGCCUAAGCGUUCAGCACGUCAAAGACGCCGAAGGAACGAGGAUGAGGAUGCUGCACUCAGCAAUCGCAGCGAUAGCGAAGGUUCGGAUUUGUUUGUCCCUGAGCCCACCAAUCGACGUCGGACCAAGGCUCGUACACAGGACGAAGACCAGGAUAGUGACGAGGAGACACAUGCGGAUGAUAAGAAGAAGCUUGGUCUCAACACAUCAUAUGAUGGCUUCAGUAUCUACGGCCGUAUACUGUGUCUUGUCAUUAAGCGCCGUGGCGCACGAAACGUGGCAGGACCAAGUGGUGCAAAUUCAAGCCAGGCUAUGCUAGAGAAUUGGGUUUCGACACAAGCUGUGGCAGAGCAGCUCGACGACGAUGAGGACACUAUGUGA
Alternaria alternata is the source of this 933-nucleotide messenger RNA. RefSeq lists its product as hypothetical. NCBI's taxonomy places the organism in Eukaryota, Fungi, Ascomycota, Dothideomycetes, Pleosporales, Pleosporaceae. Bases 1 to 933 code for a protein of 310 amino acids. The transcript is spliced from 2 exons. The record is from RefSeq and is a predicted model, not a curated record.